UUAUUCGCCUGGACCUCUCGAUGCAUAACGUUUGAAUCCUCAAAUAAUACUGAUUAUCUUUCGAUGUUUUCGUGGUCUUCUCUGGGAGACGACCCCCACUACGCUCGGAUCAUGUCACCGUUCACGCCCAUAAUCACGUAUGCCACCUUCUUUGUGUGGAUAAAAUAACGGACCGAAGGUGAAUCGACGUUUCUAGAACUCACUGCUUGAUAAGAAUUAUGCGCUUGUCGCUACAUCGUAUAUGUUUCGUCAGUUAUAUAAAACGAUCUGCCUGCGAUACUUUAAUACCACGAGCGGCAGUUAGGAAUACGGCCUAUGAUUCAAUUAUAUAAUUUAGUAAUAUGGAUCUUUUAGCUGUCAUUGGCUUUAUAACUAUAAUUUAUUGUCUUGUUUACAUUAUUUGCCCUUGGUUCCUUGAUUGUGACUUACAUCUUGCUAUCUAUGAAAAAUUUGGCAAACCUACAAAUACUUUAAGAGAUAAAGUAGUAUGGAUAACAGGAGCAUCAAGUGGAAUUGGAGAACAUCUUGCAUAUGUUUUGGCAGAGGCUGGAUGCAAAUUAAUUUUGUUGGCACGAAGGGAAGCUGAAUUGGAAAAAGUAAAAAUUAAUUGCUUGCAAAGAAAUAAAAAUUUAAAAAGUUCAGACAUUGAAGUACUAGCUCUAAAUAUUUGUGAUAUAAAUGGUCAUGAGUCAGCACUUAAUAAUAUCAUUGCUAAAUUUGGCAAGUUGGAUAUACUUGUAAAUAAUGCAGGACGAUCACAACGAGCAUUAUGGGAGAAUAUUGACAUAUCCGUUGACAAAGAAAUGUUUGACUUGAAUGUAUUUUCACCAAUAGCUUUAUCUAGAUUAGUAGCAAAAUAUUUUCUCAAAGUAGGUGCAGGUCAUUUUGUAUUCACUUCAAGCAUUGCUGGUGUUACGGCAACACCAUUUUCUGCUACAUAUUGUGCAAAUAAAUUUGCAUUACAUGGUUAUUGUAAAACUUUUGCUUUAGAAAAAUUUGAUAAAAAUAUACCAAUUACAGUUGUAUGUCCAGGGCCAGUAUAUACUAAUUUUUUGACAGAAGCAUUCACUGAUAAAAGUGGUGAAAAAUAUGGAGAAAAUGUGAAAGAAGAUCCGAAAAAUAAAGUGAGUGUAGAACGUUGUGCUACACUGAUGGGAAUUGCGAUAGCAAACAAGCUUUCUGAAGUGUGGAUUUGCAAACCAGCUAUACUACAGCUGGCGUACCUUGGAACUUAUUAUCCAAAUAUUGGAUUAUGGAUAAUAAAGUAUCUGGGAGCAAAAUUUAUGCAUCGUUUGCGAGAUAAUAAAACAACUAUUAAAACAAGUACAAAAGAAACACAAUAAAUAUAUAUUUUUUCUUAUACUUCAAUAUAUAUUAUAUAUUGUGUUGUUUUUAUUCAACUCAUUUCUGAUUCACUAAUUUAUAAUUGUAGCUUUGUGCAAUUUUUAACUUUGUUAUAUUUACUAUAUAAAUUCAAUAAAAACAAUAUAUUCAUAA
Messenger RNA from Bombus impatiens (common eastern bumble bee), 1497 nucleotides. RefSeq names its product dehydrogenase/reductase SDR family member 7. The transcript is spliced from 8 exons. Lineage: Eukaryota; Metazoa; Arthropoda; Insecta; Hymenoptera; Apidae. The coding region runs from base 342 to 1343 and encodes 333 amino acids. The record is from RefSeq and is a predicted model, not a curated record.